Theileria equi strain WA is the source of this 891-nucleotide messenger RNA. RefSeq lists its product as hypothetical. The coding region runs from base 1 to 891 and encodes 296 amino acids. The transcript has a single exon. The record is from RefSeq and is a predicted model, not a curated record. Lineage: Eukaryota; Apicomplexa; Aconoidasida; Piroplasmida; Theileriidae.
AUGAGAGAUUUGAACAAAUUUGUAUAUAGAAUGGGUAGUGCAUGUCAAUGUAAUUCGGUAACUUGUGGAGUAAACUGUUCAGAUGAAUCUAGUAAUAGAAUUAUAUCAGAUAUUAUCGUCAGUAAAUUUGUAAGGUGCUUGGCUUGUGCUAUAAAAAAAGAAAUCCUUCACGGAUAUAAUCAACAAGAAAGCGCGGGAAAACUUAAUAACAAAAAAUCAAUAGAUAGGGCGGUUAUGCUAAAAGAAGUAAAAUCUACCACCAGCUCUGGUUCAAAAAGAAUCAUUACUGACCAAUUUUCUGCUAAGGGAAACAAAGGCAGUUCUAGUGAGAAGUCUCAUUCAUUAAAAAGUAAAACCGGGAAAGAUCCUGAAAAGGCUACCCGUAAAACCAUAAAUCAGGAUUUGGUCACUAAAAAGAUAGCGAAAAAAUCCAAGCAGAAAGAGGCAAAACUAAAUAAUCCUCUGGAGUAUUCUAGUACAAUUCACUGUAAAAAAGUACGUGAUAACAAAGUUGUGGCGACCUCUCAAGAAUGCAUUGACACGGAAAACAUAAACAGGCUUUCGGAGACAAAGCAGGAUCAUUAUGAUGACAUGUGUGUAGUUUGUCAAAGACAUUCGUUAUAUUAUACUCUUAAGGGAUGUAUGUUACGUAAGAAUAAGAAUUACGAAAGUGAUUGCCCAAAAAACAUGGAACGUGAAAAUUGUCCAGACGAAAUCGAAUCAAAUUUUCAACUCUUAAAUUCAGGUGGCUGUUAUUAUUAUGAAGAGAAUGAAUGUUGUUGUGAAUCAUGCUGCAGAGUAUGUAGAAUUUAUGAAUACUAUUACACGAAUCAGGAAAGUGACGAUCGGAAAGUAAGUGGCUAUGACUCUACAAUUGAAAAUAAUUUAUAA